AUGUGCGACCCAAAAUGGAAACGUGGCGCCGGAUCCGAAGUUGCCGCAACAGCUACUGAAACUCAGAUAAUGAAGCCAACGGUAGUUGCCACGUUGAGAGAUUCCAGCCCGACGUACGCUGCAAACAGCACAGUGCUCCUUCAGACUCUUCGUGCAUAUGCAGAAAGUGAAAGUGAUCGAAGGCUCACACGCAUUCUGAUGGAUGGAGGCAGCCAACGCACAUUUAUUAAGAAGUCAUUGUCGGAGAUGCUUAAAUGCCAAACCUUAGGAGAAGAAGAGUUAACAGUCCACACCUUUGGCUCUACAUCAACUAUCCAGAGAAAAUGCCGCAGGGUGCAAGUAUGGUUGCGUAGCCAGUUUGACCGUAACGAAAUCGCAAUCGAGGCCCUCGAGAUGCCAGAAAUUUGCACUGAUGUCAUGCGAGUGCCGAACAACGACCUCAUAGCCAAAAUGGAACGGGAUGGUCUCUGCGUAGGUGACGUUCCGAUGACCAACACCGACUGCGACCAUGGAAUCGGAAUCCUUAUCGGAGCAGACUGCUAUUGGAGGGUCGUCACCGGAGAGACAAAGUAUUUGAGCGAAUCAUUGGUGGCUAUCAAUACAAUCUUUGGUUGGACUCUUCAAGGACCGGUACCAACAAGUACAGUUACAACUUGCACUAAUGUCUGCGUCAUGAGAACGGUAGUUGACCAAAACGAGGCAGACAUAUCGAACGAACUGAGACGAUUUUGGGAACUAGAGCAUAUGGGUAUACAAGCAAAGGAUACGGUUUGCGACAAGGUAAACGACACUAUCGUGCGAGAGUUCGAAGCAAAGAUAAAGCACAACGAAGACGGAAGGUACGAGGUACACAUACCGUGGAAAACCAGUGAUCCCUGUUUGCCAACAAACAAGCGAACUGCAGAGGAAAGACUGAACUCGUUAACGAAAAGGCUUUUGAAGAACCAGCACGUCAUGAUGGAGUACGACACCGCUAUUCGGCAAUAUUUGAAUGACGGACACGCCGAGAAAGUUGAUAUCAAAGCAAACGCCGACGGACCAGUUUUCUACCUGCCUCAUCGAGCUGUAUUUAGACCUGACAAAGCAAGUACUAAAGUGCGCAUCGUGUUUGACGCUUCGUCCAGUGCUUCGGACUGCCCUUCGUUGAAUGACUGCCUGGAAGUUGGACCAAACCUGAAUCCUGAUCUCCUGGCGACAAUUCUAAGAUUCCGUAAGCACAGUGUUGCCGUUACAGCCGACAUUGAGAAAGCAUUCUUGCAAAUUUCUCUCAAUCCGAACGACAGAGACGCUUUCAGAUUCAUGUGGUACACUUUCAUGCCGGAGAGCGGAAGACCACUGUCCGAGAUUGAGGUGUGGAGAAUGACGAGGGUGCCCUUUGGUGCCGCCUCCAGCCCAUUCCUUCUUGCAGCAACACUUCGUUAUCAUUUCAACUUAAUGUCUAGCACGUACCCCGAAACCUGCAGGAAACUAACGGACGGCUUCUAUGUGGAUGACUUUGUGACUAGCGUCAGGUCAAGAGAAGAGGCUGAAAUUCUGCACGAUGAGGCAGAUAAAGUUCUUUCGGCUGCUGGCAUGCAUCUAAGAAAGUGGGCGACGAACGACAGUGAGCUACAGGUAUCGUUCAGGACUAAAAACAAAGACAACAGUCAGAUGAAAAAGGUCUUGGGCAUUGUUUGGAACACGACAAAUGACGUCCUGUCACCUCCAAUGGACUCAUUGGACCAGUUCCUGACAAAGAAAAGAGACACGAAGAGAUGUUUACUUCAAGUUAGUGCACGAAUAUACGACCCUCUCGGCAUUCUCUCGCCCUACACAGUCAAGGCAAAAAUACUAAGUCAACGAGCGUGGGAAUUGGGCAUCGGAUGGGACGACGAUCUACCCGAACACAUCGGUAAAGAGUGGCAACAGUGGUGCAAGGGAAUUCCAUUUCUACCAAAGAUCACUGUGCCAAGGGCAAUCACAGACGAUGACUCAGUUGUGUCCCGAAGUAUUCAUUGCUUCUGCGAUGCGAGCCAGCAAGCGUACUGUGCAGUGCUGCAUCUGCGCACAGUGUACGAAGAUGGAAGCAUAAAUGUCGUUAUCGUAGCUGCUAAAUCGAGAGUAGCCCCACUAAAGCGAGUUUCACUACCAAGACUUGAGCUUUUGGGUGCUCUUGUGGGUGCUAGGCUUACUAACUACGUGACAGCAACUUUGAACUACGAAGGCCUCACCGUGCGGUAUUGGACCGAUUCGACCGUGGUUCUUCACUGGGUAAAAGGAAGCGCUAGUAGAUGGAAACCCUUUGUUGCCAACCGCGUCACCGAGAUUCAAAGUAUGUGCAACCCUUCAGACUGGCAUCACUGUCCAGGUGAAUCUAAUCCAGCUGAUCUGCUAACAAGAGGAGUGCUGCCCGACAUGCUCAUGAAGGACGACUUCUGGUGGAAGGGACCUGAGUGGCUCAACAAUGAAGAGGCCCUCUGGCCGAAAUUCGAAGUUGACACCUUGGAGCUUCCUGAAACAACAUCGCGAGAGGAAAGAAAAAACACAACAGCGAUGAUGGCGACGGAUGUCGAUGUUAGCACGCCACUCCUCACUCUUGAGAACCACAGUUCUCUUCUGACUGUGCUUCGAAUCACCGCGUGGAUCAAGCGUUUUAUUCACAACUGUCGACAGAAAGAUGCUAGGAUUUCUGGCCCGCUCAAUGCGGCCGAAAUCCAAAGUUCGCUGAGACAAUGGAUCCGCCAGGUGCAGAGGGAAAGCUUUCCAGGAGAACUGGAGAUACUAUCAUCGGGCAAAAACACUGUCGGCGAAACGUCUCCACUACGAACCCUGUCACCCUACGUGGACGAGGAUCAAAUAAUGCGCUUGCGUGGAAGGCUGCAACAGCGCGAUGCCGAGACAGCAAUUAAGCAUCCCAUAAUUCUUCCCAAGGAUCACGACUUCACUUCGAAACUCAUCACGCAAGAGCAUUUGCGACUUCUGCAUGGAGGUGUUAGAGACACCUUAGUGCAGCUCCGUGAGUCCUAUUGGAUACUGAGAGGAAGGCAAGCAGUCAAACGAGCUAUUCAUCAAUGUUUGACCUGUCGGAAAUGGCGAUCGAAACCAGCGGAUGAGGCAAUGGCACCACUACCACGCGACCGUGUGACAGAGGCAGAACCAUUUGUUGUAUCUGGGAUUGACUUCGCCGGACCCUUGUUCUAUAAAACUGAGACCGGAAGCAGCAAGGCAUACAUAGUUCUGUUCACGUGUGCCGUAACUAGAGCCGUGCACCUCGAAUUGGUAACCGAUCUAACAGCAGCCACUUUUCUAUUGGCUUUCCGUAGAUUUAUUUCCAGGAGAGGGAUAUGCCACACUGUGUACACAGAUAAUGCCCUCACUUUCAAACGCGCAUCGAAAGACCUUAAACAGCUCUGGACCGAAAUGCGAGGCGGCGAAGUACAGGACUAUUUCUCUGGGACGCACAUAACUUGGAAAUUUAUCGUUGAGAGAGCAGCGUGGUGGGGCGGAUUCUGGGAACGGAUGGUGCGCACCGUCAAAACGACUCUCCGGAAGGUCCUAGGCAAAAGUAGCUUGACGCUUGACCAACUAACAACGCUACUCACAGAGGUAGAAGCCAUGGUGAACUCUAUUCCCAUCUCCUUCGUCUACUCGGACAGCAACGAACCCGAUCCCUUGUCACCGGCCCACUUCCUAGUCGGUAAGCGUAUAACCCGACUGCCUGACCAGCCUACUGUUACCUCGGGGCCCGGCCAGCCGCAGCUAUCGAAGAUGCUGCGUUACCGAGAGGCUCUUCUGCGGCGACUGUGGAAGCGGUGGGUACACGAGUACCUCCUGGAACUGCGUACAGCACAUGAGCAGCGCACUGCGACCUCAACGGCACCGCAAGUAAACGAUUUAGUGUUGCUAAAGGAGGACCGUCUUCCCAGACAAAUGUGGAGGAUGUGUCGUGUUGUGAAAGUGUUCCCUGGCAGAGAUGGACGUGUACGAUCCUGUGAGAUCCGACUUCCCGGAGGUGGAACACUUAAACGUGCCAUCCAACAUCUCUUCCCGCUAGAGAUUGUAUAA
Messenger RNA from Ornithodoros turicata, 4044 nucleotides. RefSeq lists its product as uncharacterized. Gene Ontology annotation, biological process: DNA integration. Gene Ontology annotation, molecular function: nucleic acid binding. Bases 1 to 4044 code for a protein of 1347 amino acids. The transcript has a single exon. Lineage: Eukaryota; Metazoa; Arthropoda; Arachnida; Ixodida; Argasidae. The record is from RefSeq and is a predicted model, not a curated record.